Molecule: messenger RNA, 2496 nt
Organism: Acanthosepion pharaonis
Lineage: Eukaryota; Metazoa; Mollusca; Cephalopoda; Sepiida; Sepiidae
Source: the annotation of a GenBank genome assembly
AUGCUAACCUUUUCUGGGAAUAGCAGUUCCCUCUCUUUUACAUUUGAAGACUGGAACAGAAAUCCUUCCCUCCCUCUCUCUCGAAAUCCUCCCUCCCCUCUCUCGAAAUCCCUCCCUCCUCUCUCUCUCGAAAUCCCCUCCCUCCCUCUCUCUCUCGAAAUCCCCUCCCUCCCUCUCUCUCUCGAAAUCCCCUCCUCCCCUCUCUCUCCCUCCCUCUCUCUCGAAAUCCCCUCCCUCCCUCUCUCUCUCAAAUCCCUCCCUCCCUCUCUCUCUAAAAUCCUCCUCCCCUCUCUCUCAAUCCCCCUCCUCCCUCUCUCUCUCUCCCUCCUCCUCCCUCCCUCUCUCUCUUUUCUCUCGUAUCCCACUUCUAUCUCUCUCUCUCGUAUCCCACUUCUAUCUCUCUCUCUCUUUCUUUUCCAGUUCUUUCACUUCUUUCUCUUCUCUUUUUUGGCUCUCUUUGUAACUCUCUCUCUCUUUGUAACUCUCUCUCUCUUUGUAACUCUCUCUCUCUUUGUAACUCUCUCUCUCUUUGUAACUCUCUCUUUGCUCUUUGCUAACUCUCUCGCUCUUUGUAACUCUCUCGCUCUUUGUAACUCUCUCUCGCUCUUUGACAUAACCAAAAAAUAUGGGUUAGAACCUAAAUUUUUUGUUGAUGGUGUGAGUGGAUUUGAUGUACAACAAGGAACUCUUGGAGACAGCUGGCUUUUGGCUGCUAUUUCCUGCUUAGCUGGUCCCGGUUGUUCUUCCCUCUUCCACAGGGUUGUUCCACUCAACCAAGGUUUCCAGGAUAAUGAAUACUGUGGUGCUUUCUAUUUCAACUUCUGGUAUUUUGGAGAAUGGGUUGAGGUGAUCGUUGAUGACUAUUUACCCACCAACCAGGGACAAUUGUGUUUUGUACAUUCCAGUAAACACAAUGAAUUCUGGCCAGCUCUUCUUGAAAAGGCAUAUGCAAAGCUAUAUGGUUCUUAUGAGGCGUUGAAGGUGUGUAUUUUUGGUGAUGUUCUCACAGACCUAACUGGUGGCCUUACUGAAAGCUACAUCAUUCGUGGACCAGAUGCCAACACUCCAGCACAAAUCAUCAACAUUUUGUUCAAAGCUCUUGACCGAUAUUCCAUUGUGGCAUGUGGAAUAAAUUCCUUGUCUUCAGAAAGAGGAAAGGUGGAACUACCAAAUGGCCUGGUGACAGGUCACAUCUACAGUGUAACAGAUCUAAGACAGCUUUUGUUGCCGUCUGAACAAGGAAAUAUAUCAGUCACUCUUAUACGCAUCCGUAACCCAUGGGGUAGACGUAUUGAAUGGAAUGGACCCUGGAGUGUCAGAUCUGUUGAGUGGCUCAGCAUUCCUCCUGAUGAAAGGGAGAAAUUGGGUUUGGUAUUUCAUGAUGAUGGAGAAUUUUGGAUGAAUUUCAAAGCUUUUCAGGAUCACUUUGACACUCUUGACAUUUGUAAUCUGACUCCUGAUUCUCCAAUAAACAUGCCACGGAAAUGGUUUACUGCUCAAUUUCACAACCGUUGGUACAAAGGCUUUUCAGCAGGAGGUCGUCCAUCACACAAAACAACCCACUGGUCCAACCCACAAUACCGCAUGAUCCUUAGUGAUGUUGAUGAAGAUGACGACGAUGUGUGCAGUGUCAUUAUUCAACUUAUACAAAAGGACCGAAGAAAAAUAAAGUUAAAAAAUCCCAGCUUGCAGUAUAUUGGAUUUGUUAUAUAUAAGAAUGAUUUGCAUCAUCCUUUACCCUUGCAACUAGAUUUUUUCAAGAAAUAUUCGAAUGUUGCAAGUGUUGAUGCCUUUCUAAAUGGACGUCAGGUGAUUAAGAGAUUUGCCUUAAAACCAGGAGAAUACAUUGUUGUGCCUUGUACAUAUGAUGCUAACUUGGAAGCCAGUUUCCUCAUAAGAUUUUUCAUGGAAAAAGCCAACCUUGUGGAGUUUGUUGAUAAUAUUCCAGCUGUUGUGAGUCAGCCACCAAAAGAUUUUAUUGAAGAGAGUGACAGUGAACAAUUCAAAAAGUUCUUUUAUAAAGUGUCUGGAGAAGAUAUGGAAAUUGACCCCUUUGAUCUACAAACUCUUUUAACAGAAGAAUUCCGAAAAGAUCCUGUCCACCAGCAAGUUGGUCUAGAUGCUUGUAAAGUAUUUGUGUCACUGAUGGAUACAGAUAAUUCAGGGAAAAUUGCCUUCUCUGAAUUCCUUAUUUUAUGGAGCUACAUUCUGGCUUGGAAGAGAAUUUUUUAUGAGUUUGAUCCUGGUAGGACUGGUUACCUCAGUUCGUAUGAAUUACAACGUGCAAUUAAUGCUGGAGGCUAUAAACUGAGUUUCAAUGUGAUGAGAAUCCUGUGUUUCCAUUAUACCAAUGAAAGACAAACUGUGAGCAUCAACAGUUUCCUGCUUUGCAUGGCGCGACUCAUGAAAUUAUUCAAUACCUUCAGAUCCCACCAACAGAAAGGACAAAUAGUCUUAACUAUAGAAAAGUGGCUAGAAAAGAGCUUAAUGGUGUGA